AUGGCGAUUUGGGGAUACCUUGCUCAAAAUGAUGAAGUGAUCCUAUUUUGCAAUCCACCCCUGGGACUUGCACCAAGAGUCAGUGGAUUUUGGUCUACCUCGAACGUUAUUAUAAACUCUAGUGUUGUACUCGUUUACUUUGCUAUUAUCGGUUUUGUGUACAUUGAAGCCGGAAAAUCUAAUGCUAUAAAAGAGCAAGAAAAGGUAAUUCGGCGUCUGCAAGUCAUUGUUGUUGUCUUCAUCUUCUCUUGGUACACUGCAUUAUUUGGAGUUAACUUUGGUUACUUGUUAGGAUUUUCUCCUCUCAUUCUUUCAGUGUGGCAGAGCAACAUGGUGUUUCCUGCUUUGAUCUGCUAUUCGCAGACUUUCUACGUGUGCAUUUGGCGGUCAACUGAUUAUCGGGAAGCGUUCGUGGAGCAACUCCGGCUUAUGGCUGGCCAAUCAGCUGAAAAGAAGUUUGAUUCUCCGCCUUUGAGGUCUCAUGCACGUGUUGCGACUAUAUGA
Molecule: messenger RNA, 504 nt
Organism: Necator americanus (New World hookworm)
Lineage: Eukaryota; Metazoa; Nematoda; Chromadorea; Rhabditida; Ancylostomatidae
Exons: 5
Coding region: 1-504 (167 amino acids)
Biological process (GO): G protein-coupled receptor signaling pathway
Cellular component (GO): membrane
Molecular function (GO): G protein-coupled receptor activity
Source: RefSeq, a predicted model, not a curated record